Salvelinus namaycush (lake trout) is the source of this 1132-nucleotide messenger RNA. Its product is annotated as E3 ubiquitin/ISG15 ligase TRIM25-like. The record is from RefSeq and is a predicted model, not a curated record. Lineage: Eukaryota; Metazoa; Chordata; Actinopteri; Salmoniformes; Salmonidae. The transcript is spliced from 4 exons. Bases 74 to 1012 code for a protein of 312 amino acids. Gene Ontology annotation, molecular function: zinc ion binding.
UCUUCUGGGAAAACAAAACUUAUCUGAAUCUCGGUGUCGUUUGUCUGUGUGAAAGUGAACAACAACCGUCCAAAUGGCUCAGCAAGGAAUUCUGCUGGACCAGGAUCAGUUCUGUUGUUCUGUCUGUCUGGAUCUACUGAAGGAGCCAGUCACUAUUCCCUGUGGACACAGUUACUGUAGGAGCUGUAUUGAGGGCUGCUGGGAUCAGGAUGAUCUGAAGGGGAUCUACAGCUGUCCUCAGUGCAGACAGACCUUCACUCCAAGGCCUGCUCUGAGAAAAAAUAACAUGUUGGCUGAGGUGGUGGAGAAACUGAAGACAGGACUUCAGGCUGCUCCCCCUGAUCUGUGCUAUGCUGGACCUGGAGAUGUGGCAUGUGAUUUCUGCACUGGGACCAGAAAGCAGAAAGCCCUCAUGUCCUGUCUGGUGUGUCUGGUGUCUUCCUGCAAGACUCACCUCCAGCCUCACUAUAGUGUCCCUGCACUAAAGAAGCACAAGCUGGUCAAAGCCUCCACACAGCUACAGGAGAACAUCUGCUCCCGUCAUGACGAACUGCUGAAGAUUUACUGUCAUACCGAUCAGAAUUGUAUCUGUUAUCUGUGUAUGGUGGAUGAUCAUAAAGGCCAUGAUACAGUGUCAGCUGCAGCGGAGAGGACCGAGAAACAGAGUCAGCUGGGGAUGAGUCAGCAGAAUUUCCAGCAGAGAAUCCAGGAGAGAGAGAAGGAGCUGAAGGAGCUCCAACAGAAUGUGGAGUCUCUCAAGCACUCUGCACAGGCAGCAGUGGAGGACAGUGAUAGGAUCUUUACUGAGCUGAUCCACUCCAUUGAGAGAAGGUGCUCUGAGGUGAAGGAGUUGAUCAGAGACCAGGAGAAGGCUCAAGUGAGUCAAGCUGAUGGACUCCUGGAGCAACUGGAGCAGGAGAUAGCUGAGCUGAGGAGAAGAAAUGCUGAGAUGGAGCAGCUCUCACACACAGAGGAUCACAUCCAUUUCCUCCAGGAAACUAAACUUCCUUGAUAAAGAGUUAUCUGUCUCUCUCCAGUCCCAGUGUCUCUUCAGACUCACCCAGCAUUGAUAAACAUCCUCAGUUCCUUGGAGAUGUGAAUAAGGCUGUUUCUGAUGUCAGAGAGAAACUAG